Paramecium pentaurelia is the source of this 1243-nucleotide messenger RNA. Lineage: Eukaryota; Ciliophora; Oligohymenophorea; Peniculida; Parameciidae. The record is from the annotation of a GenBank genome assembly.
AUGUAAAAAUAAAUAUGCUAUUUCAAUACACCUUCAACUUAAUGCACUGCAAGAUCUCCAGAAAAAGACUAUACAACAUACUCUUUUUAAAAAGUGCUUUAUUAAUCUUAAUUUUUAGUAGAACAAUGAUUACAACUACAAUAAAUUUAGUGAUUCUAAAGGAUAGAUAUAAUAAAUUAUACCUCAUGUAUAAAAAUAAUAAACGGAUUAUCUAAUUCCUUAUUAAAACAUUACUCCUUAAGAUCAAAAUCAUUAUUAUACUAAUGAUUCCUUAUCAAAUAUUCAUGAUAAUAUAAAGUUAAUCACAUAAUAAUUUGAAGAGAAAUCUAAUGAAUUGAAAAUAGAAUAAUAAAAGCGUCUUGAUAUUGAGAUUAAGUUUGCAUAAUUACAAUAAAACAAUUAAUUGUAUAUGAAAUAUCAAUUAAUGUAGAUUAGAAGAAGAAUUGAGUAAAUAGAAAUAAUUAUGUAAACAAAUGGAAAAUUUCAAUAAGGAAUUGGAUAACAAAUUCUAAAUUCAAUUUAACACUACUUAGAGCAACUCCUCAUAAUAGGAUGAAAAUAUAUUCAAUAUAAUUAAGUAAAAAGAAUAAGAAAUAUAAGAAUUAAAAUAAUUAUUAGCAAAUGAAAAAGAUCAAGAAUCAAUUAAAUAAGAUAGAUUAAUGAAAGAAUUUUAAAUUAUAUUUUAAAAACAAAAAACAUUAAAUCAAUAAAUGUUAUUAGAAAAUAUUUAAUUAUAAAAAGCACUUAAUAAUUAAACAAUAUCUUCAAAAUCUUAAUCCAAAUUAUUAGAUGAAUAAUAACUUAGAUAAAUAUUAUAAAAUUAUUACACUAUUAAUAAUGAAGAAUGUUUAUAAUAAAUACCUGUUGAUUAAUAUCUAUCAGCAAUUAAAAUACUAAAAGAAAUUACUUUAUCAGAAAACUCUAAUUAGAAACAGUAAAUCCAUCCAUAAAAAUAGAAUAAGAUUAUAAAUCAAUCACAUUUACAAGAAUUAAAAGAUAAAUAAGAAUAAUUAAUAGAAGAGAUUAAAAAGUAAAUGGAAAUAUUUAUUUAAUAAAAAGUAAAUUAUUUAUCAUUUAUAAGAAUACAUAACAAAAGGACAUAAUUUAAUUUAAAAAUGAAACUGAUGAAUUACAAAGAUAAUUGGAUUAAGUAGAGAAUUUGAUAUAAGAGAUGGAAUAGAAUCCAAAAUAACAACUUCUUAGAAAUAGUAAUGUUUCUUUUGAGAAUUAUAAUUUUGAAUGA